UUUAGCAAUUACAUUGAAAGGGUAAGAAGCAAAGUCCAAUUGAGGUCACCUUUUCCAAUCAAGGAGACCCCAUAAUUCCUUUUUCUCCUGUUUACAUGGAACCUAAUGGCUCAAAUCAUCAUCCACUAAGAGGUGCCCACCUUCUUGACUCUUCACAAAAAGCAGACGCAGCAGAGAACAAGAAGCCUGCAGAAAUAAAAAAUUUCCAAAUCAUGAUUGCAAGCAAAGAUGAUAACAAGAAACAACUAGCACCCAAGAGAAGCUCAAAUAAAGAUAGGCACAAGAAAGUAGACGGGAGAGGUAGAAGAAUAAGGAUACCAGCUCUAUGCGCAGCCAGGAUUUUUCAAUUGACACGAGAAUUAGGUCACAAAUCCGAUGGAGAGACGAUUCAGUGGCUAUUGCAGCAAUCAGAACCAUCGAUCAUAGCAGCUACUGGAACCGGGACUAUUCCUGCUUCAGCACUGGCGACAGCUGGAGCCUCUGUUUGCGAGCAGGGGAACUCUGUUUCAGCAGGUUUGCAUACAAAAAUCCAAGGACUGGGGCCUGCUAUCGGGUCCAUAGAUAGGAACAACUUAUCAGUGAUGAGUGGAAAUUUAGGAAGAUCUUACAUUCCAAGUGGGGCAUGGUCUUCUAUUAAUGGAAUUGGAUCAGGGUUUGCUCAAAGUUCAGAGCAAUCCACAGCAGCAUCAAAUUUUGGCAGCGAAAACUCCAAUAAUAUUUCAAAAUACUGGCUACAUGGGCUUGAAUUUCCAAAUAUGAAUAUGGGUUUUGUGAGUUUUUCGUCGCUGCUCAAUGGCAGUAAUCAGCAGGUUCCAGCUUUGGAGCUUGGGCUUUCGCAAGAUCCGCAUUUUGGAGUGUCGAAUUCUCAAGGUUUUAGCCAGUUUUACCAGCAGAUGGGGCAGCAGAGAGUUGGUGUGGGUUCCUUGAAUCAACAACAGCAGCUUUCUGAUAAGGUUGAUUCCCAAAGAUCCAAACAGUAGCUAGAAUAUUAAUGAAGAAGAGCUGAAUGUUGAUCAAUAAAAAAUAAACUUAAUCUUACAUGUUGACUAUUCAACCCCAUUAUAUAUUGCUUUCCUAGACAAGAAAUUAAAGAUGAGUUCUGAAGAGAACAAUGGUUUGGAAAUUUGAUUUGGUUUUGCCGCUUAUUAAACUUUGAGGUGUGUUAUUAUAGUUUAAAACAAUUUGUUGGCCAACUAUCGCUUGUUUGCUUUACAUGUCUAAACGAAGUAGAGUUAUUUUUUUGAAAGUAAAAGAUUCUCAAGGAUUUCCGUUUAGGAUUUUGAUGUAGAGAUUCUCAAGGAUUUCCGUUUUGAAUUUUAAUGCAGAAAUUUAGAAUGUUGCAGGAAAUAUGCAUAUCUCUUUAUAUAUAGAUGUGAAACUUGACAAGAGCUGAGAGCUGCCCUAUCUGCUACUAGAAGGAGCAGCGGACUGCUGUAGCAAUUGCUCAUGAAUAAAUCUGUCACUAACUUUUGAGUGAUUUUUUUACCAAAAGUUAGUUAUGAGCAAUCAACUGUUAUAUGGAGCAAUCUGCUCUUAUUUAUGAUAUAUAUUACCAAAAAUAGCGUUGAAGUGAAACUUGACUAGAACAGACGGCUAGCAAGAGCAGCGGACUGCCGUAGCAAUUGUUCACGAUUAAUCGGUCACUAACUUUCGAGUGAUUUUUUAGCAAAAGUUAGGCAUGAGCAAUCAACUGAUUUAUGAAGCAAUCGACUGUUUUUCGUAAAUUAGCCUAGAGGAGCUGACUAGCUUUAGAAGAAAUCAACCGUUGUAUGAAAAUUUGCCU
Molecule: messenger RNA, 1783 nt
Organism: Durio zibethinus
Lineage: Eukaryota; Viridiplantae; Streptophyta; Magnoliopsida; Malvales; Malvaceae
Source: RefSeq, a predicted model, not a curated record